Molecule: messenger RNA, 714 nt
Organism: Cavenderia fasciculata
Lineage: Eukaryota; Evosea; Eumycetozoa; Acytosteliales; Cavenderiaceae
Exons: 5
Coding region: 1-714 (237 amino acids)
Source: RefSeq, a predicted model, not a curated record
AUGAGAAUUUUAUUAAGUGUCUUGUUAUUACUAGGUCUUGUUGCUGCCCUUACCAAUGCAGCACUUGCACCAAUAACAUCAACAACCUGUAAAGUUACAGGUAACGAUUAUACAACCUAUGGCAUUUGCUUCAAGAAUUCUCAACCUGAUCCACCUGAUCCUGAGAGCAAGGUUGCAGCAUCAGUCCUUGCUGUCGCCGCCGAACCACCCCCUGAUUACAAUCCAUGGAGUUGCAAGGGUAACCCAGACGACAACAGUGUCGCCUAUGGUAAGAUCAAGGUCACCGUUACAGGCGCCAGCACUGAAACUCAAAUUUGCAACACUCAUCAAUGCGCCCAAAACAGUCCAAUUGAUACUGUCAAGACUUGGUUAAACAAAUACCCUUUGAACAAGGAUGGAGUAACAUGUUAUCAAUCAACAACCGAUGCCAGCGUUGUCUAUCUCGAUGCUUCUGGUUUUUGUUCAUACAAUGGUGUUUUCAACACUGAGAACAAUACUUGCACAUGUCAACAAACCUACAGCGAAGCUGAUUGCUCCAAGUUCUCUGCUCCAGACUACACUGGUAGUGCCAUCAUGCAACACCCAUCCAUUAUCAUGGCUACCAUCUUUGUCAUUAUUGCUUCAUUAUUAUUUUACAUCUCUCAACAAAAGAUUGGCAAUCAAAAUACCAAGACUCAACUUCUACCAGAUAGUAAUACUAUUAUUACUACUUAA